Molecule: messenger RNA, 1176 nt
Organism: Mycetomoellerius zeteki
Lineage: Eukaryota; Metazoa; Arthropoda; Insecta; Hymenoptera; Formicidae
Gene: tsu
Product: 40S ribosomal protein S12 homolog tsunagi
Exons: 4
Coding region: 112-612 (166 amino acids)
Biological process (GO): RNA processing
Cellular component (GO): cytoplasm; nucleus
Molecular function (GO): mRNA binding
Source: RefSeq, a predicted model, not a curated record
AGCACCCCGACAAGUGACACCAUGAAAUUGUUUAUUAAUGUAAACGCGAUAUUUUAAAGAUUAACCGGAUUAACGUUAUAUACACGUUAUUGAAAUACUGAAAGUCUAACCAUGGCGGAUGUUUUGGACAUCGAUAACGCUGAGGAGUUCGAGGUUGAUGACGAAGGAGAUCAGGGUAUCGCGCGUCUUAAGGAAAAAGCGAAGAAAAGGAAAGGUAGAGGCCAUGGCGCGGAAUUGGUGUCUACGAGAGACGAUGUUGGUCAUUACGAAUCUAUGAAUCUUAUUGAAGAAGACAACAAUGAGCCUGGUCCUCAGAGAUCUGUGGAAGGAUGGAUCUUAUUUAUAAAUUCAGUACAUGAAGAGGCACAGGAGGAUGAUAUUCAGGACAAGUUCUCCGAGUUUGGCCAAAUCAAGAACUUGCAUUUGAAUCUGGACAGAAGAACGGGAUUUCUGAAAGGCUAUGCGUUGGUGGAAUAUGAAACUUUUAAGGAAGCACAAGCUGCGAAGGAGGCUCUAAAUGGUAAAGACAUCCUAGGUCAAGCUAUCUCUGUCGAUUGGUGCUUCGUUAAAGGACCAAAAAAAAUCAGGAAAAGAAGUCACAGAAGGCGAUGAGUUAUAGAUUAAUCGUAUCUUCUAUUGUGUACCGUUAUUUCAAGCAAGACAAGUUAUUUUAUAUCUGAUAAGCAUUUUUAAAGAUGCUCGAAAUAACUGUAAAUUAUUUUCUUUACUAAGAUUUUUGCUCUUUUGUCCUAUAUAUCUAUAUAUCAUAAUCUAUCCAGAUGUAAAGAACUUUGUAUACUAUCAUUAGUAAAUAGAAGAUCAUAAAUAUAUCAUCCAGAUAUAGUCUCUUGUAUAAGCGAGAACAUUAAUAUUUUAUGUGAAUAUCUCAGUUUGUUUUCUUUCAUAUAUCUCUUAUCAUCUAGCAAUAAUUUUUGGUUUCACAAUUAUUACCAUGCUUUGUACCAGUUCGCGUAAAUGUUAUUAAAAUCUUAUUUUUGUAGUGUGAUACAACUUAUAUAUACAGGCCAUUUUAAUCAAUACACUCGAAUAUCUCGUCAGGUAAGCAAGAUAGCGAAAAAUAUUUCAGAUCAAAGUUGUAUGGCUUUGAGAAGGACAUAAAAUGGUGGCAUUAAUUUCACCUUGAAUAGUUGCUUGAAGGUCACAUGAAGAUUACCU